CCGCGUUGCUAGGGGGUGUGUCCAGACCUGCGCGUGCCUCUCGCGAGAUCAGUUUGACCGUUGUCUGGAGACUGUGGCGCCGGUGGCAGCCGUCAUGGCACCCAAAAAGAAUGUUGGAAAAAAAGGGAAUGUGAGCAAAAGUCCAGCAGUGGUUGAUGCCUUGUUCCCAACAAGCAUGAGCAAGGAGGAGCUGGAGAAGCACAUUGUGCAUCUCCGGGAGGAGCUGGACUGGGAACAGGAAGAGCACAACUAUUUCCAGCUGGAGCACGACAUGAUGCACACCCUCUGGGAGAUCACCUGCUGGCAGCUGGAGGAGAAGAGAGCGGAGCUAUGCAACAAGGACUGGGAGGUGGAGGAGCAGCAUCAAGUGGAGAUCAAGGUUUACAAGCAGAAGGUGAAGCACCUGCUGUACAAACACCAGGAAAACCUCACUGAGCUGACGGCAGAGAGCAUCCUGUAUAUGAAGCUGGCCCAGGGGAUGGAGCUGCAGAAAGACAAGUUCUCCUUGAAAGUGAAGCUUGUGAGAAAUGGCUUCUAAGUUCAGGCAGGCCUCGGUUAGACACAGCAGUGAAGCAGCUAUUUAUUAACGUUUGUGAAAAAACAGGUGUCCUAGCAAAUAGGCACACCCAGCAAAAGCAGAACUUUGAUUUACAUUUCUCAUCCCAUCUGCAGGUUCCCUCCCUUAUUUCCCCAUUAGUUGUGUACGCUAAGGUUUACAGCCUAUCUGACAUGUGUCAUCUACGUGCUAACUGUCCCACCUCUGGUUACUGAUUCAGAGAAAACUCCAGGAACAAACUCGCCAACAGAGUUUCAAGCUG
This is a messenger RNA of Melopsittacus undulatus (budgerigar), 818 nucleotides long. Its product is annotated as dynein regulatory complex subunit 4-like. Gene Ontology annotation, cellular component: Golgi apparatus; microtubule. The record is from RefSeq and is a predicted model, not a curated record. Gene Ontology annotation, molecular function: small GTPase binding; microtubule binding. The transcript is spliced from 4 exons. Lineage: Eukaryota; Metazoa; Chordata; Aves; Psittaciformes; Psittaculidae. The coding region runs from base 95 to 538 and encodes 147 amino acids. Gene Ontology annotation, biological process: cell motility.